Messenger RNA from Didymodactylos carnosus, 1503 nucleotides. The record is from the annotation of a GenBank genome assembly. Lineage: Eukaryota; Metazoa; Rotifera; Eurotatoria; Philodinida; Philodinidae.
AUGGUGCGCACCCCGUGGUCGCCACAUCCCUGUAUGGCUGAAAAUCUUGCACAAACUUUACGUGGAAAAAGUCAGUCUGUAGUGCAACGUAUACAAGAAAGUAUAUCAAGUAUUACGGAUACUAGUGCUGCUCUAUCGAAACAAGUGAUAUUACAAAAGCUAUUGGCCAAUGGUAUCUUACAAAUGGAUCAUAUUCGUAAUGCUCUGCAAAUGGGUAUUGGAUAUUAUCUUGACCAAAAGAUUGAACAAAAUCCUAAUCAGAAAAGCUUAAUACAUACACGACCAACGUAUGAUACUGAACAUGUUGAACGUCUCAAAUUUCCAGCGAUCGGUGGCGGUGAAAAAAAUACACCGCCUCAUUCGUAUCCAGAUUUUGAUUGUGAAGCCUAUGCACUUAAUGCUUUUUUCUGUUUGAUGAAUAUUUAUGGUAUUGAUCCAGAAAUAUUGCGUGAUAGUAUUAUUGGAAGUGGAGAACUACGAGAAAUAGCUAACCCAGCAAAAAGUGGUUCAUUAUUGUAUCUUACAGCUGACAAAGAAUUUAUCAUUAAAACCGUUCGAGAUUACGAAGCGAAAUUUAUUCAACAAAAAUUUUUAUCUGCAUAUGUUGACUAUGUUAGAAAGCGUCCAGGAACAUUCAUCACAAAAUUAUUCGGAUUGUAUGGCUAUAUACCCUAUAUACCCAAAGAAAAACUUGGUCUAUCUGUCGAAACGUUUACGCUUCGUUUUGCAGUAUUCUCAAAUUUUAUUCCAUCACAAUUAGAAAUACAUGAAAAAUAUGAUUUAAAAGGAAGUACCUUUCGACGUGAUGCAGAUGCAGUUGAAAAACGAAAAGAACUUGCUACAUUCAAAGAUAAUGAUUUUCGCGCUCUACAUCCGAAUGGAUUGAGAUUACCACGUAGUGUUUAUGAAAAUUUACGAGAGGUUCUAACACAUGAUGUUAAAUUUUUAGAAAGCCAAAAUAUUAUGGAUUAUUCAAUGUUAUUAGUGAUUCACAAUAUGGAUAAUCCUGUUAAACCAAAACGUGUUGGCCUCUUUGAAAGUUUAAUUGAAUCGGCAAGAGACACAUUUAUGGUAGGAGUACAACAAGUGAUUGAGCAAAAUGAAAAAAAUACUCGUGAAAAAAAACAUCGUGUACGAUAUGGAAAACCAAUUGAAACUAUUGGAAUGGGUUGUUCGUCAAUAAAUACAUAUGAUACACCACAAGCUAAACAAUUUGGUGGAAUUCCAGCCGUGAAUGAAAAAGGAGAACGUUUGUUACUUUUUUUUGCCAUCCUUGAUAUAUUGCAAACUUUCGAUAUUUGUAAAGUAAUGCAACGUCAGCUUCAGACAAUACAAGUUCAAACAGCUGUGGAUGAUCGUUCAAUUGUUGAACCUGAUUUUUAUGCUAAACGAUUUAAAGAGUUUAUAUUUAAUGAUGUGUUCAAACCAGCCACAGAUGAAAUUGGCACACGGCCAAUGCCAUUACCUAGCGAUACAUCGUACAAUAUUACAGAAAGUUUUUGA